GCGCAUGCGAUCACACAUGGACUCUACAGUUCUCCAUCGAUUCGCGUCUCCUUUAGGCGUCAACAAUUCCAACGUGUCAGUUUGACAAUUUUCACUCCGGAGUGCCAAAAAAUCAUGUCAUCCGCCGGAACUCGAGUGGCCGUGGUCACUGGGUCCAACAAAGGAAUCGGCUACGCGGCCGUGAUGGAAUUGUGUGCCAAAUUCGACGGGACCGUUUACUUGACGUCGCGGGACGAAGGGCGCGGCCGGAAGGCGAUGGAAGAGCUUGAAAAACUCGGAUUGCAUCCGGCCUACCACCAAUUGGACAUUGACGACGAGUCGAGCGUUUUGAAAUUGCGCGAUUUUCUGGUCGACACCCACGGCGGGCUGGACGUGCUGGUGAAUAACGCGGCCAUCAUUUUCCCGAUGAUGACGCCCAAGGAGGAAUUCGUCGAAUCGAUUCGCAAGACUAUCGAUACCAAUUUCUACCACACGAUGAGAGCCUGCAAGAUCCUCUUUCCCAUCCUACGACCUCACGCUAGGGUCGUUCAUUUGACCAGCGACGAUGGCCAUUUGCUGAAAAUAUCCGGCCGGGAACCGGAAGCUGCUGCCUUGAGGCAGAGAUUCUGCUCUCCGGAUUUGACAGAGCCAGAGCUCUGCCAAUUGAUGGAAGAAUUUAUCGAGGCUGCUAAGAAUGGAGAUUAUUAUGAACGCGGAUGGCCAGAUAGCGUCAAAGAGAGGGAAGAUACAUGGCCCAACGAAGGCUACAUCGUUUCAAAAGUCGGCAUAAGCGCUUUAACUCGCAUUCAUCAACGUCAAUUCGAUCAGGACCCGCGGGAAGAUUUAACUGUCAAUUGCGUCCACCCUGGUUAUGUUGUCACAGAUGCCACUUACCAGAAAGGAGAGAAAACUAUCCAAGAAGGUGCCGAGGCGGCUUGUUGGUUGGCUAUGCAACCGCCAUCUUCAUCGGCCAACAAUGUACCGAAAGGUGCGUACGUUUGGCACGACAAGCAACUCGUCGACUGGGUCAAUGGACCCCUUCCAUCGAUUUAUUAAUUACAUUUUGAAUAGUCUUCACGGCUAUAAUACGAUUUUCGGUGUUAAAAUACGCACACAUCCGAGUUGGAAUUUCAAAAUAAUUCUGAUUUGUAUUUGGCUUGAUAUACGUAACUAACUUUCGCCCCUAAAUGGACUUCAUAUUUUAAAUCCGGUUCGAUUUGAUUCCUUCAAUGUAAUAAAAUUAUCCGUGUUAUAAUGAAAUCGAAAUCAAUCUAAUUGGAAAUACAAUGCAAAUCACACG
Messenger RNA from Daphnia pulicaria, 1279 nucleotides. RefSeq names its product carbonyl reductase [NADPH] 3-like. NCBI's taxonomy places the organism in Eukaryota, Metazoa, Arthropoda, Branchiopoda, Diplostraca, Daphniidae. The transcript is spliced from 5 exons. The coding region runs from base 115 to 1035 and encodes 306 amino acids. Gene Ontology annotation, molecular function: carbonyl reductase (NADPH) activity. The record is from RefSeq and is a predicted model, not a curated record.